Molecule: messenger RNA, 6459 nt
Organism: Acanthaster planci (crown-of-thorns starfish)
Lineage: Eukaryota; Metazoa; Echinodermata; Asteroidea; Valvatida; Acanthasteridae
Product: GATOR1 complex protein DEPDC5-like
Biological process (GO): cellular response to amino acid starvation; positive regulation of autophagy; intracellular signal transduction
Cellular component (GO): GATOR1 complex; lysosomal membrane
Molecular function (GO): GTPase activator activity
Source: RefSeq, a predicted model, not a curated record
AUGAAUCCGUAGCGUAAUGUAUACCUCAGUGAUUGAGAACCAAAAACUCAGUGCUCAUCAAAUUAAAAACACGAGGUUAACCAGUCUAGUUCUGUUGUCAGAUGAGGGCGCCCUGUGGUCACGGAUUAACAAGGCGGAAUGGCGACUCCUCUGUUUGUUCGCUCUUUAUAUCAUUAGUCCCUGUGAAUCCGAGAGGCACGAGUAAUUAGAAGGCGCGAUGAUGUAUGUAGUGUUAGUCCGCGUGUCGCACCGAGACUAGGCUGUGCAAACAACGAGACGGUGCUUGCCGCCAGUGGUCCAAUUCACUCCAUACGGGUCCGAAUUCCUCGUAAGGGUGACGCUGAGCCUGCCGGGGGUUUGUCCCUGUACUACAAAGUACUACAAAGAAUGUUGACCAAUUCAACUUCAGCGACUGGCCUACCCAGUGGUCAUCUUGCCAGCCAGCCAUAGCCAACUAGCUAGCCAAUACAGUCGCCAGUGAGACGUCCCUGUCCAUAAGCUCUUACAGAUACCAAGCCACCACUCUCCCCCGUCCAAGGUUCUACUCGUUAAGGCAACAUGGAAGUGGGGCAGUAGCCAAUCUGUUGGCCGUUCAGUCGGCCAUUAACCAAUCAUAGAGGGGACGGAGCCAGCCAGCUAGCCACCGAUCAGUCUGCCAUUCGUAAAGUGCCUGGCCGCCAAUAGGUCAACCAAGACCAGGUAACAGUGAGAUAGCAGUGUUGAUUAAAUCAUUGUCAAGAGCUGGAACAGUUAUGUUUUGUUUGUGAAGGAAGCAUGUCUACCAGUACAUGAUGAAGCUUUGGGUCCAUCAAAAAAGCUUCUGUGAGGAGGAGCUGAUUCUCAAUCCGAAGGAAUUUCCCGGAAUCCAAGUAGGGGACAUCUUGGAGAUUUACCAUCCGGACGAGAACAACAGCCACCUCCUGCUGCAGGUCAAGACUCUAAAGAAUGUGGAGUUACCACAGAAGGACAUCAUCAGUGUUGAUCAAACCAUUGCCAACCUCUUCCAGCUGCGAGCCUACAAGGAUGUUGCGGUUAGCUUCGUCUCGUCUCUCCAGGACGUGGGUCUGGAUCUGGUGGAGCUGGUGUUCAAGGACCAGUACAUCAGCCGCAGCGACAUGUGGCGGCUCAAGAAUAGCCUGGUUAGAUCGUGCAUCCAUCUCCAGCAGAAGAUAGAAUUCAUGGGUAUUCGGGCGCAGGUCAGUGAACUCUGGGCCCGGGGUGAGAAGGUCAUGUGUGGGGCUGUUACCGAGGACACUCGUGUGGCGUUCCGAUCCUCGACUGCCAUGGUCUACAUGUUUGUACAGAUGAGUUCCGAGAUGUGGGAUUUCGACACGUGUGGUGAUUUGUAUAUUGAGAAGGCUGUUAAUGGAUUCCUGACGGAACUCUUUGGCCAGUGGAAGCGCUGUAACAUCAAUAGCGAACUCACCCUAGUUCUCUUCUCAAGAACCAUCUACGAAGCCAAGUCAAUAAAUGAAUUUCCCGAGAGUAUGCAAGGUGCAUUGCAUAUGGACUCCAUGGGCAGAAUUUACGAGGACUUCUACAGAGUGGUGGUGCAUAACGAACGACGGGAUGACUGGAUGCAGAUGCUGUCAGCACUCAAGCAGAUCAUGUGGGAGUACAACGAAGCUAUAGCAUCCAGUCAUCAAGGAGAUGGGUUGAUUCCAAAGGGCUACAACUCCAAAGCGGCUGAUGGGAACCUGCUGGAAGCCAUGAAUAUGUCACUCAAUGUGUUUGACAAUCACUACAUCAACAGAAAUUUUGACAGGACUGGCCAAGUUGUGGAGAUCGUCACGCCAGGAGCAGGGGUGUUCAAUGUGGACAGAAGGCUGUGCGAUAUCACCAAAUACCGAAUGAUCGAUUAUGGCAUCGGGAGUGAUCUCGUCUGCUUGGCUGAGCAGCCACCCCAUCCUGUUCCACUCCUCUUGUUCAGUGAUGACAUAGCCAGGAAACCUGGUUCCACCCAAACCCAUCACAUCCCAUACUGGCUGAAUUACAGCUUCUAUCUGUCGCCCAGCCAGAGACAUCGUAACUUCUCUUCCUCCCAAUCCCAUUUCACACCCAGGAUCCGACUGCCCACCAGAACUAUCUUCCAUCUGCAGGCCUGGGAUAAAAUAUCUUCUAGUGGCGAGGCCCUCCCCAAGCUGCUCCCCAAAACAGCCUGUGAAAUGCACAGCUUUGGGUCAUGUGACCCCGGCAGCGACACAGAUGAAGAGUGGGAUGAGUCCUCAUGGGAUGACCAGGCCAUCUUCAAGUCACACAACCCCCAAGCCAAGAAGUGCAAUAACCCCUUUGUGCCAUCCUCCCUGACCAUUAAGCUGACGCCGGACAGGAGGAGGUGGACGCACACCUUCCCCCACGGUCCCCGUGGCGACGUGAUUCAGCUUCACCACAAGCACAGUUCCCAGAGUUUGUUAGAAUCCAGCGGUAACAGCAGUAGCGAGCUCAGUUCUUCAUCCAGUACUUCAAGUCUGUACAAUGAGGUCACUGUAGAGGAGACUAUGCCAGACGACUCCCCCAGCAGAAUCCGCAGCCUGAUGGUGAACUUGAAACGGCGAAUCGGCUGUGGAUGGGGCAUCACUGGCGAGCAGGUGUGGACACCUUUCCUACAGACAGGUGUGGACUGGAAGUCCUUGACAGCAACAGCCUGUUUCCCCAUCACCACGGACUUCUACCCCGACAAGAAGACCCUGGAGACAGACUACUUGGAGAGUCCCCACACCCUAGACAUCAUCCCUGAUGACGGGGAAGAGGCCUUCUCGCCGUCUGGUAAAACCAUCCAGAGUGCCUUUGAAGAGCUGGUGUCACAACGACUGAUACAGAAUUACCAGUUGAUAGUCUUGCCACGGUCAGAGAUAGCCAGCCUGGCUCAUAAAGGAAGCAGCAAUCUUCCAUUGGUCACUAACCCAAGCAAGCAUGAGUAUGUUUUGAGCUAUGGUCAGACCUUUCACAAGAUCAGCCUCAAACCAGACAUGAAAAGUGUGGAGAUCGUGAGAUACAAUGCAAGACAACAGAGAACAAGUCCGAAGCUCGGCUACUCCUACCAGCUCUGGGCGAUUCGCAAAUGGAGUUAUGAGGUCGCCCACACCAGGGUCUACCACAAACCUGUGGACAACAAGUGGAAUCAUCGGGACAAUUACAUUUGCCUCGGAGGAGAAGCUACGAGAGAGGGCUUUGACCUUCAAGAAUCCUUAAAGUUCUGGCGGAGUCGGUUCAUUCUUCUUCCCUCGACCUCAUCCCUGGUCCGCAAGCUCUCGGACUCAAACUACCAAGGCCCCCUAGAUGUCUUUGAGGAGAGGAGUGCAUCUCAGAUGUUGACUCUACUGGACGGGUUCCUACGGUUUGUGGAAGGGUUGAACCGUAAGAGGCGGGCCCCCAGCAGACCUCAGAGUCAGAGGCCCUCCAUGGUCGACCAAGCUAACACCCCCCGACGUCUGAUGUCACGGACUGGAGCCACUAGUGGUGACAGUACCCCGACCACCUUACAGCCCAACCCGACGCUGUCCACAGUGACCAUCGCCAGCGCCUUGGCCAGUAUUGGUAUCAUUGGAGGGGCAGGGGCCAAGGGGAAGGAUGAAGGAGGCGGGAUCCCCAGGAGCAGCCCGGGCUCACCAGAGCCGGAGAAGCUGUCGCUCCUAUCCCCCGCGUCACUCGUCACUGCUGUCAUGAGGAGUCCAAUUGAAGGGGUCACCUUGAUGGCCGGCGAUGCCAAGGGCCUACCGGGUGACAGUUUUGUCUCUGCGGAAGCCGUCGCCUGGAUUCGUAAAACUUUGAUUGGCAGUGUCAGCCAUGAUGAGGCCUUGAGUGUGAUGCAGGCUAUCUUGGAGGAGGGAUUUAUCCAUUCAGUCUUCAGUGCUGCCGCUAACAAGACCUUCCUGUAUGGCUACUACAUCUACUGCUUUGUACCGCAGUCGGAAGUCACAAGCCCAGAUGCCAGAAGGCCUUCAGGGGUUCGCGAAGCCCGCCCACCCCUGACCUUUGAACCAACCUCCCGGAACCCCUGGUUUGAGGUGUCCUGCUCAAGCCCAGAAGGAAGGAAUUAUGGGAAGGUACCCCACCGGCCCAUGGAGGAAAGCUCAGGAGGAAAGGAUGAGAUGGCUGUAGAAAAGAACGAGGGAGCUGAUUUGCCUGAAAUUGGGGGAGACAAUGGCAUGAGUACCGGCCCAGAGACAAGCUUCAAGCAGCCCGCCUACAAAUCACUCUUCCUGGAGAUCGACAGCAGCAAGUUAAAGGACCGGGUGGAGUGGUGCCAUGUUGGUUACCAUAGCAACUACAACCCUGUCUCAGCCUUUGAGAUUGAGUUGCAGUGGUUGACCUCCACCCCCAGUCUGCUGCAGGAACUGAUCACCAACUGGGCCCGCCGUGCGGUUACCAGCGGCUUCCACUUGGUACCCACUCAUGUGGACCCUUUUGGCUUUAACGCGGACACCUCGGAUUCCCUGCACAGUCCUCUGUUCAUUGAGCUACGACUUCCUGAAGGCUGCUUGGGUAACAGAGUGACAUUGGAGGAGGGAAGUAAGGCAUCGGAUAAGAUGCGACAGAUUCAGCAGGCUAUCCUUGCAAGGUUUGGUUUCCUCAACAACCAGACGUCAUGCCACAGUCCGUUAGCUAGCAACAUCCAAUCAGAUCACGGUGCUCUGCCCAUUCACUGCCAGUACAUCCAUGUCACUGGAUGCGCAUUUCUCCUCACUACGCCCUUCGCCCACAUGCACUUGCCCACCUUGCGAGCCCAGUGCCUGCCCUGCCUCUGUAAGCUGGGGGCCAGCCACGCAGGCUGCAGUGGGUGGACCACUGACAGCAGAUCACAGGACAGCGGUUCGGCGGGGGCCCAAUCCCCAGUCUCCCAGAUCCGCAGUGGCAGCAAGCUGGGCUUCCUGUAUGUCCACAACUACCUCCUAAGCAAGAAGUGGCGGUCGUCGGCCACAGGCGAUGAGAAGUUCCACGAGGCCCUGCUGGCCGACUUCAGCCGAUUCUGCCAAGGAGAAGACGGGAGGCUGGAGCAACUCUUGCAAACAAUGGAGAGCUUCCAGGAAGAAACACCUGGGAUACCCUGAUCCUUGUUCAAAGGGGAAAUGGUAGGUAAAAACCAUCUGUUUGCAGUUGUAGAAAUGCAGUUGUUCCCAUUUGAUUCAUCUGAAACUCUGUGUGUUUAGUAUUGAGGUUUCUGUGUUGGUGUGGUCUGUUGAAUACUAUUAUGGGUGGGAUUUGUUUUACCAGCAAAAAUUUCCGUAUGGUAGAUUUGAAAGCUAAAUUUCCGAGUUGAUUUUUUAGGAGGAGGUGUAAAUGUGGCAUUCUGCUGCAGCUUUUGGUGGGUAUGUUUGGAUUGCUAAGCAGUUUCUUUCAUUGUGGUAGGAAUUGUUUUUAUUGAUAAGUUUAAUUAAAGCAUUAAGAUUCAUACAAUUGUCAUGCUGUGCUGUCAUAAUUUUGAGUUGAGAUUUUGCUGAGUAAAUAUUAAAACUUGACAGAGUUGUAAUGAGUCACUAAUUUUUGUGACUCAAAGUCGAGUCAUUGUUAUGUAACUUAAGUAGAGACAAGCCAUUAUAACAUAGUCACUUGAGUUGAGUCAUUGUAAUGUAGUGUUAAGUCGAGUCAUUCGGCAAAAGGGUCAAGUCGAGUCAAGUAUUUUGCUCGAGUCAAUUCAAGUAACAAAUAUUUGAACACAACAGUACAAUAAAUAAGAGAGAAAGUAAUUUUUGUCAUUUUCAAAUUUACACUGCAUCUUACUCUUGAUGAUAACUCAUGACAUGAACAUUAUAAACCAGUAGUGGAAAAGUCAUUUCAAAUAAUUUUAUGCAAGUUUAUUUUUUGGACUAGAGUCCUUUUAACUUUCACUUGAGUCAGGGCUUCUAAUGGACUUGAGUCGAGUCGAGUUAUUUACUUGCUGUGACUUGAGGUCAUUUGCCCGUCAGGACUCAAGUCGAGUCACCAAAUAUUGUGAUUUGAGUUGAACCUUGAACAAAUUAGUGGUUCAGAACAUGGUAGGUGAUACCAAUUGAAAUUUAGACUGGCACCUAUUCACUCCAAUACUGGUACCUUUAAUUCACUAUCGAUGCAUAAGACAGUGUCUUCUCUCUGUAACCAAACCAAGAUUUGCCUUGUGUCUCAAGAGUCCAGAGUCCAAGGCUGCACCCAAAUCUGUUGACAAGGGCUAGGUCUAGAUCUUCACCCAUUGGAAAUAUGUGGGCACCCUGCUCACAUAGCCGUAGCUCUGGAGGCCUGUUUCAGACACCGCGCAAGUUAUGCGAGAGCAAUGCAAGACUUAAACAGGGAAAAUUUGCCAGUCUUUCAGGUUUUGUACUUUGUCGAGUAAUUUGACUUUGGAUUCUUUCAUGUGACUUUGUGUGGUGUUUCCUGCAUAUUUGGAAUUGUGUGAAAUACAUGUGAAAUUGUGCUGAUUCGAGGUGUCAAGUCACUGGAUAAUUUAGAAAAAAGCGACAUUAAAAUACACCUGUGUGAUUGAAA